UGCGUGAAAACAACUCUCUAAUUCGAUAUAUCCAUUUGAACAUAUACAUAACAUAAACUAGAGAUCUAUCCAUUAUCAGCUCGAAUAUAUGAUUAAGGAGUGGAAGAGGAGGAGGAAUAACCCUAGGGAUGCCUUAAGCACGGAGGAGACUGUCCCGGCCGAGAGUGUGAGAGAGCCGUCCCAGACGGAAAAUGACUUCUGCAAUAGGUUCAGAUUAGUAUGGAUUGAAGUACCUUGUUCACCCAAGUCGGUGAUUGAUAAAGGCCUAAGCGUGCACUGGGUUGUGGGAUUUUUCUUCCCUUUUGUGUGUUAGUGUUAUCGAUAAAAGAAAGUGAAUGCUAGGAAUAACGCCUUGUAAUAUCUCACCAUGUUCUGCCAUGACGAUAUUGUCAAGCUACGUCGCCACCUAGCAUUGGUGGUUCGGUGGCAGCAGCUUAAGAAGAGAGGUGCCGCCAUUACUGCCGUGCUCUUCUUCUCCAUCUUUGCUCUAGUCGGCGCGAUCGUCAAUGUCGCUUGGAUCAAUGGCCCUACAUUUUCCAGUGCAGCGCGAAUGGCACUGUUCGGCACACCAAAGGGUCGACUCAAAUGCACCAAUUCUUCAGGGAGCCUAAAGUACACAUGCCCAAGAAACAACUACCCCACCGAUCAUCAGGUCCGCCAGUCAUCAUCAUCAUGCCCAUCAUACUUCCAGUGGAUCCACGAAGAUCUACGGCCAUGGAGGGAGAUGGGGAUCACCCAGGACAUGAUCAGGGGUGCCCGCAAGACCGCACACUUCAAGCUAGUCAUCGUAAACGGUCGGGCCUACAUGGAGAAGUACAAGCCCUCUCUGCCGGCCAGAGAUCAGUUCACCCUGUGGGGUAUCCUCCAGCUCCUGAGGUGGUACCCUGGCAGGCUGCCAGACUUGGAGCUCAUGUUCGACUGCGAUGACCGGCCCGUUAUAAGACGUAAGGACUUCCAGGGACCGCGGAAGCCGCCACCACCCCCACUGUUCCGGUACUGCCGGGACGAUUGGACGUUGGAUAUUGUAUUCCCUGAUUGGACCUUUUGGGGAUGGCAUAUUUUUCUGUCUUCUUGGCAUGUAUAUAUGUCGUGUAGGCCGGACGUAAACAUUAAGCCAUGGAAGCAAUCGUUGAAGGACAUUAAGGAAGGCAAUGAGAGGACGGUGUGGGAGGAGAGGGUGCCCUACGCUUACUGGAGAGGGAACCCAUAUGUAUGUCCCUCCCGACAAGACCUUCUCAAAUGUAAUGUCUCUGACAAGUACGAUUGGAACGCCCGCCUCUACAUCCAGAAUUGGAAUGAACAAGCGAAAGCCGGGUUUAAGCAGUCCAACCUAGCCAAUCAGUGCACUCAUCGGUACAAGAUUUACGUGGAGGGGUGGGCAUGGUCGGUGAGCGAGAAGUACAUUUUUGCAUGUGACUCGAUGACGUUGCGCGUAAGGCCUAAUUUCUAUGACUUCUUCGCAAGGGGGAUGGUGCCAUUGAAGCAUUUCUGGCCUAUUAGGGACAACAGCAAAUGCACCUCCUUAAAGUUUGCUGUUGAAUGGGGCAACAACUAUACGGAUAAAGCAAAGGGCAUUGCAGAAGCCGGGAGCCAGUACAUCCAUGAGGACGUGAAGAUGGAGUAUGUCUACGACUUCAUGUUCCACAUUUUGAACGAGUAUGCGAAGCUGCUGAGGUUCAAGCCCACUGUACCGGCAGGCGCAGUGGAGCUGUGCCCCGAGGUAAUGUUGUGCAAUGCGACCGGGAGGCAUAAGGAGUUCAUGAUCGAGUCCAUGGUCGAGUCCCCGAGUGAGUCGGCCCCUUGCACUCUUCCCCUUCCUUACGAGCCCGCCGAGCUCCAAGCUUUCCUUGAUCUCAAGGCCAAUUCUACUCGACAGGUGGAGAUGUGGGAGAACGAGUAUUGGCAAAAUCAGAAUAGAAGGAACUAGCAAUGAGAUCUUGGCUAGAUUUACUAAGAUAUAUUUAUAUUCGUUUCUUUUUUUUUUUCUCAUUUUAAUUAUGUAUUGGACUAAAUGGGCCCUUCUUUGGGCUUAACAACUUGAAAAUCAAAGAUUAGAAAUGCUUCUGU
Punica granatum (pomegranate) is the source of this 2067-nucleotide messenger RNA. The record is from RefSeq and is a predicted model, not a curated record. NCBI's taxonomy places the organism in Eukaryota, Viridiplantae, Streptophyta, Magnoliopsida, Myrtales, Lythraceae.